AUGUCCAGAAAUGAUAUUUUGUAUGUAAAAGGCAUGGCUUUUUCCGACACAGACGAAGCUGAAGAAGAUAUUUGGGACGAUAGCAAACUCAAUGAUGCAUAUGACAAAGCUCUGAAAAUAGCAAAUGCCGAGGUUGCAAAGAGGGUAGCAAUGUCGACUAACACUGCACAAACUAAAGAUGCUAACAGUAAAACAAAGUCAAAACCAAAUAAAACCUCUAAGUGGAAAGUCGGAAUGCAUUGUCGGGCUGUCUAUGAAGGAGAUGGAAUUGAGUAUGAAGCUGUUCUCCUGAGAAUUAUUAAUGAUAAAGAAUGUGUUAUUAAAUUUAUAGGUUACGAUAACACAGAACUAGUAUCAAUGAGCGAUUUGAAACAAAGUUUGGGUAAUGCAGAACGUGAACAACAAAUAAAGGAUUCGUUAGCCGAUAAAAAUAAUGAUUUACAGAAUUAUAUGGACAUUAGUGAUCGAGCUACAUCGCCUGGAAGCACAGCAUCCUUACAGAGAAAGAAAAAAAACGGCAAAAAGAAAAAUAAACAAAAACAAAGAAAUAGUUUUGAAUUCCCAGAUAUUCCUUUGCCAAAUUUAUCUCAGUUUAGAAAUUUAUCUCCGCUAGACGUUCCUCCGCCAAUGUUACAUCCACCACAGGAGUCAGAGGACCAAGCGUUGUCUUCAAUGCUACUGAGCUGGUACAUGAGCGGUUACUACACUGGUUUAUAUCAAGGAAUGAAAAGGUGA
Danaus chrysippus (African queen) is the source of this 735-nucleotide messenger RNA. NCBI's taxonomy places the organism in Eukaryota, Metazoa, Arthropoda, Insecta, Lepidoptera, Nymphalidae. The record is from the annotation of a GenBank genome assembly.